Aphanomyces astaci is the source of this 1773-nucleotide messenger RNA. RefSeq lists its product as hypothetical. The coding region runs from base 55 to 1773 and encodes 572 amino acids. The transcript has 5 exons. Lineage: Eukaryota; Oomycota; Saprolegniomycetes; Saprolegniales; Verrucalvaceae. The record is from RefSeq and is a predicted model, not a curated record.
AACCUGGUGUAGAUAAAAAUAGCUCAUGCCGACCCCGCGACAACGGGGCACAUCAUGGUCAGAGUCUUCGUGCGUGCACCAGUUCCAGACACACCCGCCUCGUUUCUCGCAACGUACCACCGCUUGUCCGUGUUGGUCAAUGUUGGGUUCGCCCUCAAUCUCGCCACGACGCCACUGAUGGCGUACGUGGCCGAGCCGUACCCUUGGGGUAUCCCGUUGCAAAACACGUUUGCAGACGUCCCGUACGACGCGUUGGACGCCGCCGCCGCGCCCAUGUUUCAAGGGUUGUACAACAACAUGACGAUGGCCCCCCUUGAGUGGUUUAAACUCGAUCUGGCCACGCUCUCGUACGCUGUUCGUUACACCCUAGUGAUUCCCCCGGCCGACGAAUUCGUCUCGCACCCGCUUCGCCAAGUCAACGCCCUUGUUUCGUUUCCAGCGGCGGGGUUUUACGGCGUCGGGGGGCGGGCACUCGUGUACGACUUUCUCGCCGCCAACAGCUCCGCGCGAGCCUCAAAUCGCUGGUGCACAUGCCAAUUCGCCGUCCUCUUGGGCAUACCCAUCGCCGUCGGGUGUCUCUGGUUUUACUCGACUUCCUCGUCCGCCGACACGUUGCCGUCGACGAGCAUCACGGCGUUCUUUUCCGUGCAGUUGUUUGAAACGUUCAGUAUGUGCUGGUUCAAGCUGGCGUAUCGCGUCGCCUUGUCUCUGUACGUGGUGUGGCUGCUCUGGUCCAGGUACUACCGGCACAUUGUUGCCCUCCACAGGUCGUUGAAUCGACUGGGGCUGGAUUGUACAUCGAGCUGCACGCGGUACAAAAUCAUGCUGGGGGAUCCAUCGGGGUUGAUCAUGUCCGAGUUUGUCGUGGCCGUGGUAGUGUUGCUCGACAUUUGGAUGAAUGUUUCGUACCUGUCGAUUGCAUUCAUCCAAGUCAGUCAAGUGACCGACGUGUGGCAACUUAUACUUGGCUGCAUGUACACGGUUCGGUUUGUGUGGGGCGGCGCGCUGUUUGUGUGCAUCUUGACCGUGUUCACAAAGCGGUACAAGUGGGAAGCCAUCUUUACGCCUGUGGAUCCGACAGUCCUCACGAUAGCCUCGUACAUCUACGGCGGUCCCGUCCUCGCAGUGUUUGUCGCCACGCCCGCAAUGGUGGUGGUGUACAUGCUUCGCCAUAUUAGUUUACCAGGCAAAAAUCCCGUCGUCGACAUGGAGGUCUCUGCAUCGAUCGUCGCCAUAUCGUUGUUUGUUUCGUCCAUUCCGGUCGUGUACUCGCUGGCGCGUACGUACAUCCGUUACAGGUAUCCGCCGCGGCCAAUAAUAGGGGGGCCACGUCGAAUGACCCACCGGACAUACUCGGAUACGUGGUGGCAAGUUCACAAAACUACGGGCGAUAUCAAGCACCGCCUCCUCCGUACGUUAUAUAAGCAACGCAGCAAGGACUGCAGAGGAGGGUCCAUCUACAAAUUGUUUGAUCGGAACCCACGAUAUCGCAUGAAGCCACUCACGAGUCUCCUCUCUGCCGACGUGUUUGUACUUUGCGCCAGGGGGGGGGAGGGGCCCCAGGUUUACGACAUCCAAGUGCGCCUGAGCUUGGUAUCCCUUCUCGACACACAUGCGAACGACCCCGCUCUGGCCAUCACGACGUGUCCCCGCGAGCACCGCGCCUCAGUCGCCACCUUGAGCCACCCCACGUCCUGCACGACUACGUCCUCCCCCUUUGUUGCGCACGCGUUUACAUGUGUCCAUCUAGGCGAAACGGACUGGCUCAUGUAA